Messenger RNA from Aspergillus homomorphus CBS 101889, 825 nucleotides. RefSeq names its product putative cell wall glucanase (Scw4) (gene scw4). The record is from RefSeq and is a predicted model, not a curated record. Gene Ontology annotation, molecular function: 1,3-beta-glucanosyltransferase activity; glucan endo-1,3-beta-D-glucosidase activity. The annotation marks the transcript as partial. The transcript has a single exon. Gene Ontology annotation, cellular component: cell surface; fungal-type cell wall; extracellular region. Gene Ontology annotation, biological process: cell wall organization. NCBI's taxonomy places the organism in Eukaryota, Fungi, Ascomycota, Eurotiomycetes, Eurotiales, Aspergillaceae.
UACGGAAUAACCUACACACCCUACACAGCCAGCGGAACCUGCAAAACCUCCUCCCUGAUCCACGCCGACAUCGCCCAGCUCAAAUCCUACGGUCUAAUCCGCCUCUACGGCACCGACUGCAACCAAACCGCCGAAGUCCUAUCCGCUCUCGCCUCUCCAAGGCCUAAAAACCCAGCCUCGACGCAACCAGAAACAAAAAUAAUCGCAGCCCUCCCCGACCUAAAAAACCAACAACAAAACCUCAACCUCAUCAUCACCGCCACCACGACAAACCCCACAGGCUGGACAAGAAUCCACAGCAUAGCAGUCGGCAACGAACUCCUCAACAGCGCCCAAGCCACGGCCCCGGAGAUCGUAUCCGCCGUGCAGACCGCACGAACUACCCUCCGCGCCGCGGGGUAUGACGGCCCCGUCGUCGCGGUGGAUACCGUCCCCUCCCACCUCCAGCAUCCGGAGAUUUGUCAGGUCUCGGAUUAUUGUGCUGUGAAUUGUCAUGCGUUUUUUGAUGACAAGGUUACCCCCCAGGAGGCGGGGCGGUAUGUUAGGACCCAGGUUGAUGCUCUCAGGGAGGUUCACGACGCGAAAAAAGUGGUGGUGACGGAGAGUGGCUGGCCUCAUGCUGGUAUGGGGAAUGGGGUUGCGGUGCCUUCGGCGGAGAAUCAGAGGGUUGCUGUUCGGGCUUUGAGGGAGGAGUUUCGGUUUGGGGGUGAGGGUGAGGAAGGGGACGUGGGCUUGGUUUUGUUCUCUUCGUUUGAUGAUCUUUGGAAGGUUGAUAAUGCUUAUACCUUUGGGGCGGAGAAGUUUUGGGGCAUUCUUGGGCAUUAG